CGCGGCAAGAUGGCGGCGCCGGCGCUGAGGCGGCGGUGCGGGCGGGCGGCGGGGCUGUGGGGCUGCCCUCUCCGGGCUCCGCCGCCGCCGCUCCCUCUCCGGCGCCGAGCCCACCACCAUCAGCAGGAGCAGCCGCGGCGGGCCCGGGGCGCCGGGGGUCUGCUGGCGGUGCAGUGCGAGCGCGGCCUCUUCCAGGAGGUGUUCCCGGCGCAGAGCGCGGAGGAGCAGCUGCCGGGGCUGCUGGAGCCGGGCCGCCCGCCCCUCACCGCCUACUGCGGCUUCGACCCCACCGCCGACUCGCUGCACGUCGGGCACCUGCUGCCCGUUAUGGGGCUCCUCCACUUCCAGCGGGCCGGCCACAACGUUAUCGCCGUGGUGGGGGGCGCUACGGCUCGGCUGGGGGACCCCAGCGGGAGGGAGCGGGCGCGGGAGGCGCCGUCGGCCGAGCGGGUGCGGGAGCAGGCGCGGGGUCUGCGGGCCGGCCUGGAGCGGCUCUUCGGGAACCACCGGGAGCUGUUCUGGGGGGCGAGCGGCGGGCGGCUGGGGCGGGCGGAGCUGCUGGAUAACGCCUGCUGGCUGGGGAGGGAGCCGCUGCUCGACUUCCUCGGCGGGGCGGGCGGGCGGCUCCGCAUGGGGACGCUGCUGAGCCGGCAGAGCUGCCAGGCGCGGCUGCGCAGCCCCGAGGGCAUGAGCCUGGCCGAGUUCCUCUACCCGGCGCUGCAGGCCUACGACUUCCUACACCUCCACCGCCACCACGGCUGCCGCGUCCAGCUCGGGGGAGCCGACCAGAUGGGCAACAUCAUGUCCGGCUACGAGCUCGUCACCAAGAUGACCGGAACAGAUGUGUUUGGAAUUACUGUACCUCUUAUUACCAGUACUACUGGAGAUAAACUGGGAAAGACUGCUGGCAAUGCAGUUUGGCUAAACAGAGAUAAGACUUCUCCAUUUGAGCUAUAUCAGUUUUUUGUCAGGCAACAAGAUAACGUAGUUGAAAAAUACCUGAAACUCUUCACCUUCCUUCCUCUUGAGGAGAUUGACCACAUCAUGGAAAUGCAUGCUAAAGAACCUGAAAAAUGGGGCCCUCAGAAACGACUGGCUGCAGAAGUAACCAAGCUUGUUCAUGGUAGAGAGGGGCUAGAAUCUGCUAAGAGGUGCACUAAGGCCCUUUAUUACAGCAGCGUGGAGGCACUGGAAGCUAUGUCUGACCAAGAAUUACAGGAACUUUUUAGACAAGCUCCUUCAGCUGAAUUGAUGCUUGAACCUGGAAUGAACGUUCUUGACUUGUGUCGCAAAGCAAAUGCCAUUCCAGAUGGACCUAGUGGGUACCAGAAAAUCACAGAUGGUGGCGUUUCAAUAAAUGGGAUUCGAGUGACUGAUCCUGAGACUGUUCUAAUUCUCGGACAGCAUAUACUCAAGAACGGAGUAUCACUGCUUAGGAUUGGAAAGAAAAAUUACUACAUUAUAAAAUGGCUGCAGCUGUGACAACAGAAUCUCUCCGUAAAAUGAUGGAUCAUUUCAACUCUGUUGCUUGAAGAUGUACUUGAAGAUGUUUCUGUACUGUUACUACGCAGCUCACAAACUGCCCAAAACCAUGGUUUCAUUUUCAAAAUACACCAACGGGGUUUAAAUAAAGGCAGCUACGUUAUACCACUAAAGAGAUUUUUUAGAUACUCUGCCUUAUUUGAAGCACCAUUCAUAAGAGGAUACGCAGAAGAAGAAGAAAAGAUGAAUUUCAAAGCCCAAAGAUGGAGAUGCUGUUCCCCUCCUUUAACAAUCUUCUGUGUUGUAGGAGGAGAAUAGCGGCCAGGUACUUGACAGCAUAAUCCACAGCAAGAUGAGCAAAAGCACACUCAAAACCAGUAUUUCUUACGGAGGAUGUAUGCUGCUGCCCAGUUUGGCUUCAUCCUAACAGAGGAACCUGUGGAAGUGGGUAAGGACAACCAACCUACGAUCAGCAUUUUUUUUUCUGAACAGGUUUGCUUUGAAGGAAGCUGCAAAAGAUUCACAAUAAAUGAGUAGAAUGAGUAAACCAUAA
Molecule: messenger RNA, 2035 nt
Organism: Calidris pugnax (ruff)
Lineage: Eukaryota; Metazoa; Chordata; Aves; Charadriiformes; Scolopacidae
Gene: YARS2
Product: tyrosyl-tRNA synthetase 2
Exons: 5
Coding region: 10-1482 (490 amino acids)
Biological process (GO): tyrosyl-tRNA aminoacylation
Cellular component (GO): mitochondrion; cytosol
Molecular function (GO): RNA binding; tyrosine-tRNA ligase activity; ATP binding
Source: RefSeq, a predicted model, not a curated record